AUGAUGUGCCUGCUGCCUGGAUAAUUACAGCUCCAGACGCCCAUUGGCAGAGCAGGGAGCAGCCACUUCCUCCUUUUGCUGCAGCUGUAUCCCUGCCUGGGUAGCCCCUCCUCCUCCUCCUCCUCUCCCCGUCGGAGCCUGCCUUGCCUUGGCUGCCUGCUUGGAACUUCGCGCUCGCCUUGGUCCUUCUGCCAACUUUUCCCUGCCGCGACUCGGCGGGAAGUUCUGUUCCCGGCUCCCAAGGGCGCCGCUGUGGGCAGCCCAGGCACCGUCGGAAGGGGAGCCGGGCGCUGGGAAGAUGCGGCCGGGUGCAGCGCAGUGAUUAGAGCGCGGGACCCCGGCGAGGGGCUUGUCCUCCUCCGCCAGCACCGCUUGCAGCUUCAGCCAGAGCAACAGCAGCCGCUGCAGCAAGCCCAUGGAUGGGAAGUUCUUGCUGCUCCUCCUCCUUUAGCCGCGUCUGGGGAUCCCACACCGCCCCCCCGCCCGCUUUGCCUUUGUCUGCGGUGCUAUGAGGAGGUUUUUCCAUUGCCACCAUGGAAUGGGGCAAGCAGCAUUUUGAGUGAUCCUUCCUUUCAUGUGCAUCCUGAAAUAAUGUCCUUGAGCUUGGGGGACUUUCAGAGAGAUCAGUAAGAAGCACAAGUGGCAGAAGAAGGAAGAUCCACAAUGAUAAAUGGACUUAUGAUUCUUCCUGUAAUAAUGAUGGUGUUCUUUCCUUCACCCAGCAUGGAAGAUGAUGAGCUGAAACCAACCAUGGAGGAGUAUUUUUGUGUGUGCGAAGGCAUGUCCUGUGGGAAUGGAGACCACUGCAAAGGCUGGAAGUGCUUUGCCUCCUUGAGUAUCAACAAUGGUGCUCCAGUGUAUCAGAAGGGCUGCUUUCGAGGAUAUGAACAAGGCAAGAUGACUUGCAAAACUCCUCCCACUCCUGAUCAAGCAGUCGAAUGCUGUGAGGGAAACUUUUGUAAUGUGAAUAUCACGGCACAGCUGCCUACAAAAGGGCAUCCGCUUCACGGGGUAGCCGUGGGUUACACCAUGGAGACGCUUGUCGUUUUUAUACUGGCUCCGGUCAUGGUGCUGUUCAUAUUUUCUGCAGUGGCUGUGCUGAUUAUCCGAAAAGUGCAGCAGCACCAUAUGGAGCGGCUCAAUUCAAGGGAUGCAGAAUACGGAACAAUUGAGGGACUCAUAGCCUCAAAUGUGGGUGACAGCACACUGGCAGACUUGUUGGACCAUUCCUGCACAUCUGGGAGUGGCUCGGGUCUUCCUUUCCUUGUGCAAAGAACAGUGGCUCGCCAGAUUACGCUGUUGGAAUGUGUAGGAAAAGGACGAUAUGGGGAGGUCUGGAGAGGACAGUGGCAAGGAGAAAGCAUUGCCGUGAAGAUCUUUUCUUCCCGAGAUGAAAAGUCCUGGUUCAGGGAAACGGAAUUAUACAACACUGUCUUACUGAGGCAUGAAAACAUUCUAGGUUUUAUAGCCUCGGAUAUGACCUCUAGGAAUUCCAGCACUCAGCUGUGGCUGAUUACACACUACCAUGAGAUGGGCUCCUUGUAUGAUUAUCUACAGCUCACUACACUGGACACAGUGAGCUGCUUGCGGAUAGUCCUGUCCAUAGCUAGUGGCCUUGCACAUUUGCACAUAGAGAUAUUUGGGACCCAAGGAAAACCUGCCAUUGCUCAUCGAGACCUGAAGAGCAAAAAUAUCCUGGUGAAGAAAAAUGGACAGUGUUGCAUAGCAGAUUUAGGCCUUGCAGUCAUGCACUCCCAAAGCACCAAUCAGUUGGAUGUGGGGAACAACCCCCGCGUGGGAACCAAGCGCUACAUGGCUCCAGAAGUCUUAGAUGAAACCAUCCAAGUGGAUUGCUUUGAUUCUUACAAAAGGGUCGAUAUUUGGGCAUUUGGACUGGUCCUUUGGGAAGUAGCAAGGCGUAUGGUUAGCAAUGGUAUCGUUGAAGACUACAAACCUCCCUUUUAUGAUGUAGUUCCUAAUGACCCUAGUUUUGAAGACAUGAGAAAAGUAGUCUGUGUGGAUCAGCAAAGGCCAAACAUUCCCAACAGAUGGUUUUCAGACCCUACGUUAACUUCUCUUGCCAAGUUGAUGAAAGAGUGUUGGUAUCACAAUCCAUCAGCAAGACUAACAGCUCUGCGUAUUAAAAAGACCUUGACCAAAAUUGAUAAUUCCUUAGAUAAGCUCAAAGCUGACUGUUGAUGUCAACGCCUGAUCUGACAAGACACAAAGGCUUUUGUCCAGCACAGAAGUAUGGCUUGAUUUCUAGGAUUUGGUCCCAAGUGGCUUCAUACAUAGGCAACGUUGUUUACCUGCCCAGCCAUUUGAAUGGAGUAGAACCAUGUGAGCCUUAAUUGGUGACUGUCAUGGCAUUUUACAAAUGGCCAAUCUAUAAAGACAAUGCUGGAUCUACAGUGGCCUAUGAAAGGAAGACAGAGAAAUCCUAAGACACAAUUGGGGCAUUACAACCAUGGCUUUUAACUGCUUUUUUUAAUUUCAUAAAAAGAAACGAAAAGUAAAGUGUCUUCUUAUUGCUCUCAAGGUAAACCCAUGGAAGUGGUCAAUUCUAAUCAGCAAUAUUGCCUGUGCUUCUCUUCUUUAUUGCACUAGGAAUUCUUUGCAUUCCUUACUUGCACUGUUACUGUUUAAUUUUAAAGACACGAGUUGCCAAAAAUAUGAUUGGCUAUGUAUGCAUUGAUCUUUGUUUUGAAUAAUAGGAAAUCAAUUUGGGGAAUCCAAUGUAACCGACUCUCAUUUUUAUUUUUAUUUUUUUGGUAAGCUGCAUUUUACAUAUGUGUACUGUUUACAAUAAUGCUGGACACUAGGAAUUGUUUAUAAGGAAACUCGCAAAUUUUAUUUAUUACUAGUGCACUUAACAGUUUUAAGAAAACUGAGGAUAGUGCAUACAGUUAAAGCUUAUUUUUAUGUGGCUUCUAUAAUUUCUUACGGACUUUUUUGUAACACGGUAUAACCUGAAACAAUCCCUCUUCGUCUCCCCCCCCCCCAAUUAUUAUCAGUUAUACAUUUUAAUCACCUUUUUAAGUGCUUCACAUUUUAUAUGUGUGUGGUCUGUAACAUAUAUUUUCAGUUCAAAAUAUGCAAAACAUUUAUAUAUAAAUAUAUAUAUAUAUCUAAAUAUAAAGCCAUUACCCAAAUGAUGCCACAUCUAGUACCUUUAUUGAUCUAGAGGAGGCGAGUUGCAGAGAAAGGUGGUAAGUCAUAGAUGAUAUGAGAACGUGCAUUUUUCUUCUAAGCUAUCUAUAAUGUGCAUUUAUGCUCUACUGGAGGGAAAGCUGUUUUUCUUUUCUCUUUGUAUUUUGCAGCCAUUGUAUAGAUGAAAUAGAAUAUAUUCAAGUCAAAUGGAAAAAAGUGUCCCCCUAGUUCUCUCGGUGCAUAAGGUCAAUGCUAUACAGUUUGCAUCACCAGCAUGUGUCCACUUAGGAUUCCCAACCAUUGAUGUGUUUGUGAGUCAGAUGUGUUGCCAGCAAACCAGUGUGGUGGAUGAGGCAUCAUGGAGACACACCAGAGGAAUCCUCUUAUACAGGCAACACUGCUGUUGGAGGUCCAUGCGGGAGCCAUGACUUCACAAUAACCUGCAUUUUGUGUGAUGUAUGAACAACUCACAUCAUACUGUUCUCAUCUCUUAUUUUUAAUCUUGGGUUUCCUAAAAAAUUUUUAUUCCAGUGCCUUGCCUUGCCUUACCCAGCUGUUCUUCCUAUUGAACUCUCCCAGUUAAAGCUAAAUCUGUUGAAUGUAUCAGUGGUUGCUCUAUAAUCCACUAAACCAGCAUAAUGCCAGGAGCUUGUCAAACAAGCUGAAUGAACAUUGUUUCUCGCAGAGUUAAACAAGACGGGGCUAUUGUGACUUCAGUUGUACGUCAUUCUGUUUGUUAAGCACUCCAACGGCAGCCCUUUCAUGAGCAGCGUGCAAAAACUUUAGUUCGUCCAGUUAAUGUUAAGCACUGCUUUUGUCACUGAAUGAAGAAGAAAUAGUCCCUCAUCUGAGACAGGGCAGGUAUGUCAUGAUUUACUGCCCAGAACAUCCUGCGCUAUGUCCUCCUCUCCCAUAAGAUCUGGACAUACAAAUGCUAUCUAUGUAGUGUGGAAUCUUGCCUUGUGGUUUCAAGGUGAGAUGUGACAUGAUCCCACAUUGGAAAGCUCUCCCAUGUCAAAAGUGCCUUGUACUUGAAAAGCUAGUUCAAACAGUUCUCCUUGACAUGCUAGUUUUCCAUCUGCAAAGAGAUUUGAGACAUGGGGAAAUUGUGGUGUAAAUCCUUCACCUGUAGUUAGAAGUGGUGCAGUUUCAGGAGUGCACUCCUGCCGCCUCUCCAUGUUUGAACCUGUUCUGAGAGCGCAGCACACCUGCUCAUGCAACUUGACAGAAAACAGUCUGUAGAAAACUGUGUUUGAUGCAUUUGUUUCUGGGAUUUCCAUGGUUCUGAAGUCUGACCUCAGUAAUUUUCUUUUGUUUUGUUUUUAGAGUUAUGAUUUGUCCAAAUAACUUCCAUUCUGUUAAAAGUGGUGUUUGCCAAGUUAUUCAAAUUGAGGAAAGAAAACUAGAAUAUCCCUUCUUACUUUCAGUUAAACCGUCAUUAAUCUUCCCACUGGGGAAAAGUGGCAAUCACUCUAAUAAACUUUAGUUUUUGAUCUA
Hemicordylus capensis (graceful crag lizard) is the source of this 4647-nucleotide messenger RNA. RefSeq names its product activin A receptor type 1 (gene ACVR1). Lineage: Eukaryota; Metazoa; Chordata; Lepidosauria; Squamata; Cordylidae. Gene Ontology annotation, molecular function: SMAD binding; ATP binding; transforming growth factor beta receptor activity, type I. The coding region runs from base 664 to 2199 and encodes 511 amino acids. The transcript has 11 exons. Gene Ontology annotation, biological process: transforming growth factor beta receptor signaling pathway; heart development; protein phosphorylation. The record is from RefSeq and is a predicted model, not a curated record. Gene Ontology annotation, cellular component: BMP receptor complex; plasma membrane.